Messenger RNA from Spea bombifrons (plains spadefoot toad), 1117 nucleotides. It is a transcript of the gene SFTPC, whose product is annotated as surfactant protein C. Lineage: Eukaryota; Metazoa; Chordata; Amphibia; Anura; Pelobatidae. Gene Ontology annotation, cellular component: extracellular region; alveolar lamellar body. The transcript is spliced from 5 exons. Gene Ontology annotation, biological process: respiratory gaseous exchange by respiratory system. The coding region runs from base 5 to 529 and encodes 174 amino acids. The record is from RefSeq and is a predicted model, not a curated record.
AACCAUGGACCAGAGCAAAACUGUCUUGAUGGACCGGCCACCGGUGUACUCUGAGUUGUUGCCCCUUCCUGGCAUCCCGUGUCUCGGCAGCUUCAAGAAGCUCUUGUGCGUGGUCCUGGUGGUAGUCGUCUUGGUCGUGGUUCUACUUGGAGUCCUUCUGAUGGGGCUGCACAUGAGCCAGAAGCACACAGAGACAAUUUUCCAAAUGUCUCUGCAUGAGGGAACUGAAGGCGCUCUCCGAAGGGAAGGUGUCGCUACUUUUCACUUGGAUACCGGCAUCAAUAACUCAGCUAGCGUGGUUUACGAUUACAACAAGUUGCUGAUCUGCACCCGUCCCCACCCCGGACGCGCAUGUUACAUCACACGUAUGGAUCCAGAUCAGGUGCAAAGCCUUCAGAGCAUUGCCGAGAAUGUGCUCAGCAAGGUUGGACAGAAAGAAGGUGCCUCCCUAGAGCUGAUGUCUGACUUGUCCAUGUUGGGUACCUCCAUUCGGGUGUUGUGUGGGCAGCUCCCCGUGUACUGGGCCUGAGAGCUGGGCUUCGCUAUUUCUGCUUCCAAAUCUAGUGUGACCCGUAUGCAGUGUGACCUGAUUACCCCACGGGACCUCUUUACAUGAUGAUACCUCCACACACACACGCACACACUGUGUAAAUACCCAGAACCUCCACAUGCAGGGUAUGAGCUGUUACCUCCACACACACCUUCAUUUUCUCCUGACCUGAGACCACGUCUCACAAAUGCUGACACAAUACUAGUGAGACCGUCACAAACAGACAGAUUAUAAGCGUUGACCAUCCAUAGACUGUCUUUGGUCCCAAAGACGAUGUAAACCCCGUGUGUCCUGUUCUCCUAUGGUGCUUCUACCCUAUUCCGUAGAAUUAGGAGGUCUUCUCAUCAGUCAAUGCCCAUCCAUCCUUCCUGUGACUUCCUUGUGUGAUUCCAAUACCCGUCUUUGUUCGCUACCUAAAGACAGACCCCCCCACGAUCGUAGACUGUCUCCCGGGUGCUGUAAAUACAGGUGUAUUCAUAAUGGUUUCGGGGUUUCUUUAUCUCUGAUUGUAUAAUGGAAACUUUUAAUGAAAAUCACGUUUCUGAAAAAUAAAAUAUUCCGCAUUCA